Molecule: messenger RNA, 258 nt
Organism: Mixia osmundae IAM 14324
Lineage: Eukaryota; Fungi; Basidiomycota; Mixiomycetes; Mixiales; Mixiaceae
Exons: 1
Biological process (GO): regulation of cellular respiration
Source: RefSeq, a predicted model, not a curated record
UCUUUCGCCCCUAUACCCAAAUUUGACGAUCGAUUUGCACGUCAGAACCGCUACGAGCCUCCACCAGAGUUUCCUCUGGCUUCACCCUAUUCAGGCAUAGUUCACCAUCUUUCGGGUCCCAACAUACAUGCUCUUACUCGGUUCCUGCUUCACAGAGGAAUUCGGACCGGUCGAUGGUGCUUCCAGAGGAGUCCCACCUUCAUUCACUUUCAUUCCGCCCGAGGGUUUCAAUCACCCAAAGACUUGCAGGCAUGUUAG